UUCAAAAUUAUCUAAAUUUAAUCGACAUGAAUUAUUUUUUGCAACAUUCGUCACAUCGACAUGUCAAUCAGCAGUAACAAUACGUCACACUGCAAUAAUAGCAAUAACAGCGACAGCAACAACACACUACAUUACAAUUUCAAUUAAACGAAAAUGAAGAACGCCAAUAGUGUGUCUAAUUUUUCAGUGUGCAAACCGGGUUGGAAUCACAACAAUGGCAACUGCUUGCAACAGUGUCCACCCGGAACUUAUGAAAUCCAAAGUGACGAUGAUUCCGGUGCUUUCUGCACCGUAUGCCAUUACUCGUGCCUAUCCUGCAAAGGACCUAGUGACGCGGACUGCAUCGCCUGUCACGCGGAUUCGACGUUUACGUGGAACAACGGAAGGUCAUUGUGCGUGCUGAGUAGUAUUUCCUGGAAAAUGCAAUCCACAGUGUGGUUCCACAGAUUAACUGUGGCAUUUUUAGUCAAUUUGUGCUUAAUGAUUGCUAUUAUUAUUUACUUUGUGUUCAUCUGGUACUUCCGUAAACGAAAAUCCGUUCAUAAAUACAGCAAAGUAUCUUAUUCCGGUAACGGUGAAAUUCAUACGGAUGCAGAAUUGGACAACACUUAUGUCUAUGAAAGCGAAUGAGUCUAUCAAUGACGAUGGAAAAUAUUUUUGAAAGAAAACGAUGUUUUUCAGAGCAUUUUGAAAAUUGUAUUCUACAGCUUCCAAAAAUGUU
This is a messenger RNA of Trachymyrmex septentrionalis, 721 nucleotides long. Its product is annotated as furin-1-like. Lineage: Eukaryota; Metazoa; Arthropoda; Insecta; Hymenoptera; Formicidae. The transcript has a single exon. The record is from RefSeq and is a predicted model, not a curated record. The coding region runs from base 154 to 630 and encodes 158 amino acids.